AUGUUGUCGCUAAAAGUUAGUGACUCACUUCCUCAUGGUACAUUCAAACGCAUAGCUCAAAAAUACGGCUACACACAUAGAACCAUCCGAGAUUUAUGGAAACGAGCAAUACAAACCAAGGAAGCAAACAAACCAUACAUUGUGGAACCCAAGUACAAAAAUUGUGGAAGAAAAAGAGUGGUCGUACCACCAAACUUACUUGAGUCUAAACCCAUUGGCGAAUGCACUUGCAUUAGAGAUGUUGCAACAUGUUUAGAUUUGGCACUGUCAACGGUGUGGAGGUUGAUAAAAAGAGGCGAGAUAAAGGCUCAUUCAAAUCCACUACACCCGGCUUUAACCGAUGCCAACAAAAUAAGGAGGGCAGAGUGGAUUUUGAGCCUUAUCCAAGAAGACACCAUUCAAAGACACCCGAUUUACAAAGUAAUGUACGAUUAUAUUCACAUUGACAAGAAGUGGUUUUAUUUAACCAAGAAAACGCAAAGGGUUUAUUUAGCACACAAAGAAAUGGUCCCAUAUAGGGCAGCGAAGUCAUCAAAGUUCAUAACUAAGGCCAUGUUCUUAUGGGCCGUUGCUAGGCCUAGAUGGGAUCGUUUUGGUCAAUAUACGUUUGAUGGGAAAAUUGGAAUUUGUCCUUUUAUCAAUAUGGUGGCAGCACAAAGAGAUUCAAAGAAUCGACCAAGGGGUUCAAUAGAAAUUAAACCAACCGAAUCAGUUAAUCAAGAAGUUCAUAGGAGUAUGCUCAUACAACAAUUGAUUCCGGCUAUACUAAGAAAAUGGCCAAGUGAAGGACCUUCCAUUAUUUUUAUUCAACAAGAUAAUGCAAGGGUUCAUAUCACAAACGAUGAUCCAAUAUGGCAACAACACAAUAGGCAAGGGGCAGUUGAGGAUGCAUUCAGAGAGUUACAUCCAAAGACCUUAACUAAUGUGUGGAUCUCAUUACAACACCAUUUAAAUGAGAUUUUAAAAGUUAAGGGGUCUAAUGACUACAUACAACCACACUUUGGAAAGAAGGUUGAAAAACACAAUGGCAGGUUAAGGAUUCAAGUGAGAAUUCCAACACAAUUGGUUAGAGAAGCUGUAGCUUUUCUUAACCCAAACAGGGAUCAGCAACAAACACAAGCAUUAACAGAAAAUGAGGAUGCUGCACAAACAACAGAGAUCAUUCAAGAAGCUUAUGAUUAG
Amaranthus tricolor (Joseph's coat) is the source of this 1182-nucleotide messenger RNA. RefSeq lists its product as uncharacterized. The record is from RefSeq and is a predicted model, not a curated record. The transcript is spliced from 2 exons. Gene Ontology annotation, molecular function: nucleic acid binding. The coding region runs from base 1 to 1182 and encodes 393 amino acids. Lineage: Eukaryota; Viridiplantae; Streptophyta; Magnoliopsida; Caryophyllales; Amaranthaceae.